Trametes versicolor FP-101664 SS1 is the source of this 1248-nucleotide messenger RNA. RefSeq lists its product as uncharacterized. The coding region runs from base 606 to 836 and encodes 76 amino acids. NCBI's taxonomy places the organism in Eukaryota, Fungi, Basidiomycota, Agaricomycetes, Polyporales, Polyporaceae. The transcript has 4 exons. The record is from RefSeq and is a predicted model, not a curated record.
GCUCUGCUCUCCUGCGACGGGCGCGCCCGUCGCCUCCUGCUGUGUUGCGCCGAAUCGUCUGUGCGCGCAGCUUCCUCCCCGACAACCAGCACGCCUGCCGCUCAACAACAUGAUCGAACCACAAAAACGCGUCAAGUAUUCACCAGCCGUACAUACAUACAACGCCGGUCCUGUCGGCCUCACACCGACAGGUCCGUCACGGAGUCCGUGCUCGUGGACUGCUCGGCUGCUCUUCGCGGUCUCUACUCGCGAGCGUACCCGAUGCUGCCAACCACGCAGUCCGCGCGACACGCUAGCCCGCGCAGGGAUAUACAGAUACGCAGGCGCAACGGAAAGAAUAGCGCACCGUCAUGCUCACCCGCACAUCGCGACACCGACCUCGUCGACCGCGGCCCUCUUGCGUACGACGCCGCGGCACAUAGGCUGUCCACGAGCAGUCAGCGCACGUGUGAGCGGAGACAUCGGGUGCAUGGACGUACCAGACCACGCGGCGCAGCAAGCAGGAUGCAGAAUAGGCGAGGUGAGGAGGGAACGGCGGGGAAGAGACGGGAAAUGGCUCCUCUCUCUCCACACCCUCCAGCCUUUAACCGUCCCCCGAGACGCCGAUGGCCCACGCCCGCUCCCUCGCCAUGCUCUCUGCCCGCUGCCCAUGUUCGGUUCGCGCCGCGCACGCAUCUCCGCCGCCGGCGCCCCGUGUGCGCGUGCGUUGCCCUCGGACGAUCGCGCCCCGCCGUCCCCACGCAUACGCAUCCCUGACGUCCGUUUCCAGCGCAAGACACCGUGCGCUCCGCGCCGAACAACCCCGCGGGACGAGGAUGGGCGGUCAGCCCCACUAGCGGCGGCGAGCGUCGCCUGCAAGACACAACGCCCGAGCCCCCGCCCCGCCGUCGACAUUCGCCUCGAUGAGCACGUUCACAACAUGCGCCGGUCGAGUGGGACGCCGCCGCCAGCAUAUCUGACGGACGCACGUCCAGACGGCUGUUCCAUGCCUCCCGAAGGCCAGCGGUGCAUGUACCACAGUAGUGGUACGCCACCUGCCCGCGCACGACGGCGCUGCGCGCGUCUUUGACGUCGCACAACGCCCUCUCACGUCUCGUCGGGCGCGCGUCUCGGCGGGGAUGCAGCACGGCACGACGGCGACUCCGGCCGCUCCCUCAGCCCCAUGCCGCGUCGAAUCCACACCGGCACACUCCCCCGACGCAAUGUACACACCCCAGCGAGUCUUGCACGAAUAUAUUUGUGAUACCC